Messenger RNA from Notothenia coriiceps (black rockcod), 549 nucleotides. Its product is annotated as signal peptide peptidase-like 2A. Gene Ontology annotation, biological process: membrane protein proteolysis. The transcript has 4 exons. Gene Ontology annotation, molecular function: aspartic endopeptidase activity, intramembrane cleaving. The coding region runs from base 16 to 534 and encodes 172 amino acids. Gene Ontology annotation, cellular component: Golgi-associated vesicle membrane; lumenal side of endoplasmic reticulum membrane; lysosomal membrane. The record is from RefSeq and is a predicted model, not a curated record. NCBI's taxonomy places the organism in Eukaryota, Metazoa, Chordata, Actinopteri, Perciformes, Nototheniidae.
AAGUUUCCCCCACACAUGGUAAUGCUUCUCCCUUUACAGACCACUCCAACAGCCAAUGACUCUGAGUAUGCAAAGGUCCAUAUUCCUCUGGCUCUCAUGAGGUACAGGGACUUCCUCGAAGCACAGCAGGUGUUUGGUGAUGGGAUGCAGGCGCAGCUUUAUGCUCCUCCAAACUCAAAGAUCGAUGCAAGCAUUGCGGUCAUGCUAAUCAUUGCCAUCGUCACCAUCGCCUUGGGUGGAUACUGGAGCGGGACAUGUGAGAGAGACCGGCUGAACGGUGUGUCAGGAGGAGGGGGAGAGAGCAAGGCAGACAGCGGAGAGCUUUUCCUCUACUCUCCUCUCAAAGUGGUCUUCUUUGUCGCCUUGAUGUGUGGGAUGCUGGUGCUCAUGUACUUCUUCUACAGCGUGCUUGUUUACGUCAUCAUCGUCAUUUUCUGCCUGGCGUCUGCCUCUGCCCUCUUCAGCUGUUUCGAUGCAGUGUUGGAUUUAGUUGGUUGUGGCACUGGGAGGUAUGAUCAUCACUCUUUCCAUUAAAAAAAAAAAAAAAAA